UUCUCUUUUGCUACUUUUUUUUUCUGUGAUCUCUCGAGUGUUAAAUGAGUGUCUCUUUUUGAUUAGCAGACAGACAUGGGUAGCGCUCCAUGCUGCGACAAAACAAACGUGAAGAGAGGGCCUUGGUCUCCUGAAGAAGACGCCGCUCUCAAAAGCUAUGUUCAGACCCAUGGCACUGGUGGUAACUGGAUCUCUUUGCCCCUUAAAGCUGGCCUAAAGAGAUGUGGCAAGAGUUGCCGCCUGCGCUGGCUUAAUUAUCUCAGACCAGACAUUAAACAUGGAGGGUUUACCCAGGAGGAAGACGACAUUAUAUGCAGUCUCUAUACUCAAAUGGGAAGCAGGUGGUCUCUCAUAGCAUCCCAACUCCCCGGAAGAACCGACAACGAUGUGAAGAACUACUGGAACACCAAGUUGAAGAAGAAGCUACUCGCCGGAAAAACGACAAGCUUUAAUACCGACAACAAUGGCGGUUUCAGUUUCACCGAUGCUGCUGCUGGUGUUGGCUAUGGAUUCUCUGUCAAUAGUACCUCUCAAAGCUUGCCUUUAGACCCGGUCAUGCGGUUUAAUUCUCACCCGUCAUGUCCGAAUCUGGACAACAACAUCGUCUUCGUCGCAUCCCAAGAAGAAUCCGCCGUGUCGGAUUCCGCGGGUAAUGGAUAUGUUGGAGAUACGGACUGUGUUCUGGUCUAUGCUUAUCAUCAACAACAGUUUAGCUAAGAGUUGUCUUAUGAGUUCAUCAAUGGCGGCGAGAUUGGUGUUCCGACUUCCGAGUUUAGCUGAUUUAUCUCAUGCUGACAUAAAGGUUACUCGAGGACUGAAUCAAAGCGUCGUUGACCCAUAUUGAACGUGGAAUCAAGUUUAAGCCC
Molecule: messenger RNA, 866 nt
Organism: Hibiscus syriacus
Lineage: Eukaryota; Viridiplantae; Streptophyta; Magnoliopsida; Malvales; Malvaceae
Product: transcription factor MYB36-like
Exons: 3
Coding region: 76-717 (213 amino acids)
Source: RefSeq, a predicted model, not a curated record